Dipodomys ordii (Ord's kangaroo rat) is the source of this 1882-nucleotide messenger RNA. RefSeq names its product lysophosphatidylcholine acyltransferase 3 (gene Lpcat3). NCBI's taxonomy places the organism in Eukaryota, Metazoa, Chordata, Mammalia, Rodentia, Heteromyidae. Gene Ontology annotation, biological process: phosphatidylcholine biosynthetic process; lipid modification. Gene Ontology annotation, molecular function: lysophospholipid acyltransferase activity; 1-acylglycerophosphocholine O-acyltransferase activity. The record is from RefSeq and is a predicted model, not a curated record. The coding region runs from base 205 to 1515 and encodes 436 amino acids. The transcript is spliced from 12 exons. Gene Ontology annotation, cellular component: membrane.
AGAACGAGCUUCCAAGGACCUCUCCCCCCCCCCCCAGGCUACCCGCUGGCCCUGCUGUACCGGCACUACCUUUUCUACUCCGACAGCUACCUCAUCCACCUCUUCCACGCCCUCACCGGCCUCGCCAUCGCCUACUUUAACUUUGGCUACCAGUUUUACCACUCCCUGCUGUGCGUCCUGCUGCAGUUCCUCAUCCUCCGGCUCAUGGGCCGCACGGUCACCGCGGUCCUCACCACCUUCUGCAUCCAAAUGGCCUACCUUCUGGCUGGCUAUUAUUACACCGCCACGGGCACGUACGACAUCAAGUGGACGAUGCCGCACUGUGUGCUGACGCUGAAGAUGAUCGGUUUGGCCAUCGACUACUUCGAUGGAGGCAAAGACCAGAACUCCCUGACCCCAGAGCAGCGGAAGUACGCCAUCCGCGGGGUCCCGUCCCUGCUGGAGGUCGCGGGGUUCGCCUACUUCUACGGGGCCUUCCUGGUGGGCCCCCAGUUCUCCAUGAACCACUACCGGAAGCUGGUGCAGGGGCAGCUGACGGACGAGCCGGGCAAGGUGCCCAACAGCACCAUCCCGGCCCUCAAGCGCCUGAGCCUGGGCCUCGUCUACCUGGUGGUCUACACCCUGCUCAGCCCGUACAUCACCCACGACUAUCUCCUCACUGACGACUACGAAGUAAGUGCCGGCCGAGGGCGGACGGCGCGGGCACCGGCAGGGCCCCUCUUGGAUCCUCCCGUCUCGGCCUCCCUGAGUCGCGGAAUGACAGGCGCGGGGUCCGCGCCCAGCGAGGCGCCCUGCAGCUUCCGGUCCUCGCUGGCUGGGUUGAGCCCCGCUGGCUACAGAUGGGGGGCCGGGGGCUCCCCAAGUGGAGGUGCGGCCCGGGCGGUGCAGCGCGAACCCCCGGCGAACCCCCGGCGUCGGCCGCAGGAAGGCGUGUGCAUCCUCACGGGGCUCGGCUUCAACGGCUUCGGCGAGGAUGGGAGAGCCGAGUGGGACGCGUGCGCCAACAUGAAGGUGUGGAUGUUCGAGACCAACCCCCGCUUCACCGGCACCAUCGCCUCCUUCAACAUCAACACCAACGCCUGGGUGGCCCGCUACUUCUUCAAGCGCCUCAAGUUCCUGGGGAGCAAGGAGCUGUCGCAGGCGCUGUCGCUGCUCUUCCUGGCGCUGUGGCACGGGCUGCACUCGGGCUACCUCAUGUGCUUCCAGAUGGAGUUUCUCAUCGUGGUGGUGGAGAAGCAGGCCGCCAACCUCAUCCGAGACAGCCCAGCGCUGAGCGGCCUGGCCUCCGUCCCGGCCCUGCAGCCGCUCUUCUACCUGAUCCAGCAAACCAUCCACUGGCUCUUCCUGGGUUACUCCAUGACCGCCUUCUGCCUCUUCACCUGGGACAAAUGGCUGAAGGUGUACAGAUCCGUCUACUUCAUCGGACACGUCUUCUUCUUGAGCCUCCUGUUCAUCCUGCCUUACAUGCGCAGAGCCUUGGUACCACGGAAAGAGAAGUUGAAAAGAAUGGAAUAGCCAAUUCCCCCCGGGUGGCCUACGGCAGGAAUGGUGCAGAAAUCUGUUUCCUCCACGGCCCUCCCUAGGCCCAGAGCACAGAGUCCUAAGGAGCCGGGAGCAGCGUCUCUGCCAGCGAGUGUCCCCGGCCAGUGGGGAAGCUCUCGUGGGAGGAGCCGGGGCCGCACCCCCUCUUCGGGCUCCCCCAUGCACGUUGCCUUAUCUCUCCCCCCACUAGCCAGGAAGCUGUUGUAUUCUUCUGCCAAUCUCCGAGCUGAGCGCGGCCGCCCCCCGGGGGGAGGGGAGGGCUCUGGGGGCCCCGUCCGCGCCGCCUUUUCUAUCGGAACUCUACCGGAUAAAACUCACUUCUGUGUGUUCCGUUUUUCCA